Messenger RNA from Sipha flava (yellow sugarcane aphid), 3184 nucleotides. Its product is annotated as lysosomal alpha-glucosidase-like. The record is from RefSeq and is a predicted model, not a curated record. Bases 293 to 3142 code for a protein of 949 amino acids. Lineage: Eukaryota; Metazoa; Arthropoda; Insecta; Hemiptera; Aphididae. The transcript is spliced from 19 exons. Gene Ontology annotation, biological process: carbohydrate metabolic process. Gene Ontology annotation, molecular function: carbohydrate binding; alpha-1,4-glucosidase activity.
UAUUGUUUUGAAGGUUUUGAAUUUUUUUCAUUUUAUUCCUCCAGUUAUCCGUUAUCCAAAUAAUUAGAAUUUUAUAAAUUCACUGUACGAAAGUUGUAGAGUGUUUGUAUUUUUUGCUCCGUUGAUCAUAAAUUAAAGGUAUUAAGUUACAAAGUACAGACAACAAACAGUUCUCAUUUUUAAAUAAAAUAAUUUGAACUUGGAAGGCAAAUAUAUAUGUUAAAUAUGUAUAUGUAAAUAAAAGUGUUUAUUAUAUAGUGAAAUUUUAUUUUACAACAAUCAUUGCCUCAAAAUGAAACUGAAAUAUAAAUGUGAUAUAAAGUCAAAUGUGAAAACUCCAAUUUUGCAUAAAAAUACAGUACUAAAAUCAACAAAAUGUAUGAAUAUAAUUUUUUUGCUGCUAAGUAUUAUUUUGUUGGUAGCUACUUUAUUAUGUCUAUUUUUGAAAUAUAAUAAGAACAACUCAUCAUACAUUGAAAUUUUAAAUUAUCGUCCAAAAGAGCAAAUUUAUAUUUACAAUAGUUCAUUUAUUAAUUACUGCUCAGUUGUAUCAGAUGAUUAUAAAUUUGAUUGUUUUCCAAGAGGCAAGGUUAAUCAAAAUAGUUGUGAAGAAAGAAAUUGUUGUUGGUCGCCCAGUACUCCAAAUUCUCAAAUACCGUGGUGUUAUUAUCCUUCUAAUUAUACUAAUUACAAAGUUAUUAAUGUUACCAAAUCGAGAAAUGAAAUAGUAUCAUAUUUCAAUUUAACAUCAAAUACUAAUUAUAUAAAUGAUAUAAAAGUAUUAUGCAUGAAAGUUUUUUUCCAAACAGCUCAACGAUUACGCAUUAAGAUUUACGAUCCUGUAAAUAAACGCUAUGAGCCACCAUUCCCAGAAGUACCAGUAUUGAAAUUAGAUAAAUCAAAUAUUAAUGUACCUUUAGUAUCAGAUUAUAUCAUUGAAUUAGCUGAAAAUAAAGUUGGAUUUGCAAUUAUAAGAAAAAGUGAUAAUGUAACUAUAUUCGAUAGUCGAAAUAUUGGAGGUUUUAUUUACUCUGAUCAAUUUAUACAACUAUCAGCAUUAUUGCCGACCAAAUAUAUGUAUGGUUUAGGUGAGCAUAGAUCUAAUCUUAUGCUUGACAUGAAUUGGAAAACAUAUACCUUCUUUAAUCAUGAUAAUCCUCCAGCAAAUGGUAUUAAUGGAUAUGGUUCACAUCCAUUUUAUUUAAUAUUAGAAAAAUCAGGAAAAAGCCAUGGAGUGUUUUUAUUCAAUAGUAAUGCAAUGGAUAUUAUAUUACAACCAAUGCCAGCCAUCACUUAUCGAACCAUUGGUGGUAUAUUAGAUUUAUAUUACUUUAUGGGACCAACUCCUUCUGAUGUUGUAUCUCAAUAUACAGAAAUAAUUGGUAAUCCAUUUUUACCUUCUUAUUGGACAUUAGGCUUCCAUUUAUGUCGAUUCGGACAAACGUUAAAAGAACUUCUUCAUGUAUAUAAUAGAACUGUUAGUGCAGGAAUCCCUUGGGAUACUCAUUGGAAUGAUAUUGAUUAUAUGAAAAAUAGAAAUGAUUUUACUUUAAGUGAUGAUUUUAUAGAACUUCCUAAAUAUAUAAACUUUUUACAUGAGAUUGGUAUGCAUCAUGUAGUUAUAUUGGAUCCAGGAAUAUCAUCUCGUGAACCUAAAGGAACUUAUCCACCUUAUGAUGAUGGUUUAAAAAAAGGACUUUUCAUUAAAAAUUCCUCUGGUCUUCCACUUGAAGGCCAAGUUUGGAACCUGAAUGGGGGUACUGUGUUUCCAGAUUUUACUAAUCCUAUGUCAAUUGAUUACUGGAUAGAUCAAGUAUCCUUCUAUCAUAAAAUUCUUCCUUUUGAUGGUUUAUGGAUUGACAUGAACGAACCAUCAAAUUUUGUAAAUGGUGAUUGGGAAGGCUGCAAGUUUAAUCAUUCUAAUAAUUGGGAAAAUCCCCAAUAUAUUCCCAAUGUUGAUGGAGGAAAGUUAAAUUAUAAAACUAUUUGCAUGUCUGCUGAGCAGUAUGCUGGAGUUCAUUAUAACAUACAUAAUAUUUAUGGAUUUUCUGAAGCAAUAACAACUCAAUUUGCAUUGUCAGUUAUUCAAAAUGCAAGACCUUUUGUGAUAUCAAGAUCAAGUUUUGCUGGUUUAGGACACUUUGCUGGCCAUUGGACUGGUGAUAUAUAUUCAACUUGGGAUGAUAUGAAACAAUCAAUUACUGAUAUUAUUGUCUUCAAUAUGUUUGGUAUUCCACUUGUUGGUGCUGAUAUAUGCGGUUUUAAUAAAAAUACCACUGUUGAACUUUGUUCACGUUGGAGUCAAUUAGGUGCAUUUUAUCCAUUUUCAAGAAAUCAUAAUUCAAAUGAGAAUUUUGAUCAAGAUCCAGUUGCUUUAGGACCACUUGUUACAGAAUCAGCUAAAAAAGCAUUGUUAAUUCGGUAUUCCUUACUUCCAUACUUGUAUUCACUAUUUUGGAGAUCACAUAUUUAUGGCGAAACAGUUGCACGUUCUCUAUUUUUUGAAUACCCAUCUGAUAUCAGUACUUAUGCUAUUGAUACACAGUUUUUAUGGGGAUCUGCUCUACUAAUUUCACCAGUUUUGAAAGAGAAUCAAGUGGAUUUAGAUUUAUAUUUACCAAAUGAUAUAUGGUAUGAUUACUAUUCUAAAUAUAUGACAGUAAGUAAUGGAUCCAUUUUUACUGUCAAUGCCCCUAAAGAUACAAUUCCACUUGCAAUACGUGGCGGUUAUAUUUUACCAAUUCAAGAUCCAGCUACUACUACUACAUCAAGCCGUAAAAAUCCAUUUGGCUUGCUGGUAGCUCCUGAUAAAAAUAAAGAAGCAUUUGGGUAUUUGUUUUGGGAUGAUGGCAAUUCAUUAAAUGUAUGGGAAAAUGGGUUUUACAACGAAAUCCAUUUUAAGCUUUAUAAUACAACAUUAUCAAAUAAAAUUAUCACAAAUAAUUAUUCAGAUGAAACAAUUAUUCUACAGCAUAUUACAAUCAUGGGUAUUCAAAAUGAACCUAACAAUAUUUUAGUGAAUGGUAACAUACACAAUAAUUUUUUUUAUAAUACAACUGAAAAAGCCCUAUACUUUUCAGCUUUAGACUUGGACUUGAACAUGUUUUUCAAUAUAUCAUGGACUGAAAUUUCAAAUAAUUAAAUUUUUAUUUGUAUUUAUCAAAUGUUGUCAUUAUUUUUUUAA